Molecule: messenger RNA, 5800 nt
Organism: Mercenaria mercenaria
Lineage: Eukaryota; Metazoa; Mollusca; Bivalvia; Venerida; Veneridae
Exons: 5
Coding region: 266-682 (138 amino acids)
Biological process (GO): negative regulation of apoptotic process
Source: RefSeq, a predicted model, not a curated record
AGGGAAGUUUUGAGCCCCGUCCAAUCGAUGAUCUGCGGCAUACAGGUUGCCAGGCGAUUAACUAUAGACCGUGUUUGUCAGGUGGAACAAUGAAGGUUGGAAUUAUUCAUUAAGAGACAACGUUUGCUAAGUAAGUCUAUAGACUGAAAACCGAUACAGAAGAAAUUGCCACGUUCGUGACAGAAGCCGCACUGAGAGGACGACAUAUUGAAUGUGGUUAAUUCCAGUUGCAGGGACUUAACAUUAAAUCACUUAAGUAAUUAAAAUGUCGGUUAUACUUACCUCUUGUCGUCAUUCAAAACAAAGGGCUAUUGCACGGGCUUUGAAGAAAAGGGCCGAAAAGCAGCAACUGAAAGUGUAUGGAAAGUUGAAGAAGGAAGCAGAGCUACAGGAACUCGAAGCAAGUGCUCUUGAGGCUUUCACAAAGAUGUGGUCGUUUGAGAUUGCGGGCGAAUACUACUCAGUUAUGCUGUACCUCGCCACUGAUAAAGAUACGGUAGACAUAUUCUGCAACGACGAUGAAGUCCAUUACAAUGUGACAGAUGUCACAUCCGCUGGAGCUACAUUUGAGUUCAUGGUAGGGGCAUCAUUCCCGGCGCGAAUCGCCUGCCAAGGAAACCCACAUACUGGUUUGGUCCAUACCUUGUUUAUUAACGAGUGUAUUGUACCGGAAGCGGAUUAGGGAACGUGGCGAUAAGAAAACACGUGCCAGGAAUUUUGUACAAAUGUUUGAGAAUAACAGCAACUUUACGAACAGAAUAUGCUUUAAAUUACAGAUCACAAUUUGUGUUGUAAAUAAUGAUGAUGAUAAGUAUAUAUGUUGAACGAAAAUGGUUAUUUUAACAUAUUAAGCGUGAAAUGUAUUUACAUUAAACUUACUCUACAAUUUUUGUUUGCAUUUCAUGUUUAUUUCUUUUUAUUCUGUUGUAACUGUUGUUAGAGUUCUGGUCGUUUGGAAUCAUGGGGCACAUUCGAUGUCACUUUAUGACAGUUCUGCUGCAGCUGGUGCUGGUAACCCUGGUAACCCUGAGAGGUGCUGCACAUUACAUAGGCAUAGGAAAAAGAGAUCAAUAUAAUUGCAACUUUACUAAUCAUACCAGGUGUUCUGUAUUACAAAAGUGCUUCUAUUGUGACAUUUCGAUACAAGCAAAACUGUAUUAUCUGCACUAUAAAAUACUUACUGGUAUUUCAUUUUAUUAUCGGCUUUUUAAAAGUUAUUUUUUACCAUAAGUAAGUUGACAAAAUCAUAGGAGCCAGUGGUUCAGGGUUAAAUCAAACACAUAUUAAUAAAUCCUAAACAAUUUUGUUGUGCAAAAAUGUAUAUUAUUGUGCUUUAAACCGUUUUCGUUUUCUACUCUAUUGUGUAAUUGCAAGGGAAGUAAACUAAUAAAUAUCUCUGCUUUAAAGUACUAGCCCAAGGCAAGAGUUGACAUUCUUUGCGGAUCACAGCUUUGAAUUAAAUAUUAAAAUUUCUGUUAUUGAUAUUAGCAAAACUAUCAUACAUUGCACAUUUGUGAAAUCAUUUUUGUUAAUUUCAAGGACUUGGAAAUCAAUUUCUAGACUUUAUUUCUAUCAAUGAAAAUGUUAGGGUCUAUCUCUACAUUACAUUACCCUUCAUGAACAGACUGGUCAAACAAAAGUCUGCUAUGGUUUUGCAUGGAUGUGUUCUAUAUUUCCAAAGGAUCUUUUUUCAUAAAUAUCUUAGAUAGCGUUUGGAAAUUUAAAACGAACUGCAAGCACACCCUACAUACUUUGGUGACGUUUGUACUUUAAAUAAGAAUAUAAGCGUAGAAAUUUUCGCUAUGAUAAUAUUUAGAUAAGACUCAUCCUAGUUCAAAAGUUGAUGAAAGAGAAAAAUAUAAAAGGAAAAUUAUAUAAUAGAAUAAUGAAAAGCCUCAAUUUUUUGGGGUAUCUUGGCUUGUAGUAUUUACCAUAGUGUCUGCAAAAAAGCUGGGUGAGCAAGAUGACGAGUGCUUAGAAUAACCGUUACGUAUAUAUUUGUUGUCAUUUUUUUUUUAUAAAUUUGAUAUAUGCAAUUUGUUCCUUUUUGUUAUUGUAAAAAUAAUAGAGAUUCUGGAGUGCUGAUUUUGUAUGGCUAGCGUUACAGAUAUGUUUGCCUAUGUCUAGAUGAUACUUGUGACUAGUCUUACAGAUUUGUAUGGCCAGGUCUUUGAAGAUAUGUGUGUCUAGCUUUACUUGUAUAGCUGUUUCUUGAUGAUACGUGUAACUAGUUUUGCAUGUGUACCUAUGUCUUGAAGAUAUGUAUGGCUAGCCUUACAGAUAUGUAUGACUAGUCUUGAAAAUAUCUGUCGUUAAGGUAAUGGUUUUUUCUGUUUUAUUCAACUUGUAGGUAUGAGCUUAUUUGUCCUAGGUAUGUGAUUGCUCUAUUUUCCUUCCCACCAUAAAACUUUAAAAAUGGACCAUCUUCUAAUUUUUCAAAUAGAAGAAAAGUCAAUUCCGGAUUAAAAGAGGGCAGGAAAAAAAUUACAAAUUACAAAUUACCAUUUGUUAAAAUAUUUAUUAAUUUUAAGUUUAUUAGAUAAAUUUGUUUACUGUCACUAUUGCAGACGGUUGCAUAUUUUCGCCAUGUAACGUUUUGCAUCAUAUAUUCCGUAAAAUUGUAUAUAGAACCGUCUGAGUUGUGGAUCUUUAACAAAAGCCCAUUAUAAGGCCUAAUAUGUGAUUUAUAUGUCUUUUUUUUUACAUAUUUACAAAGAAAUAUAUCUUUAAUUGUAACAUCUUCUACAUUUUUUAGAAUUGGAAUCACAGAAAACAGUAAAUUUGUGUAUGGAGUAAUUUUCUUUUGAAAUAAGAUGUAUAUUUGAAGAACGUUCAGUUUUUAAUUGAGUAAAACAUCAUCUAUAAAAAUAAAUGAUUUACUUUUAAUAGGGCUGUAUUUACAAUGAACUAGUAUCAGUUGGUACUUUAUUAAGCCGGGCAUUUUUGCAAUAUCUAUGCUCACAGCUUGUCUGAAAUAUCCUCAAUAUAGUAACUAGUCAGUUUUAAAGGAAUAAAUAAGAUGGAAAAUGUCUGCCACAUAGAGUAUCUAAUUUUUUUUUGGUAGAUCAGCGUUUACAGAAAAUUGUAAUUUUAAUUUUUUAUUUUACUUUGUAAACUUAUUGUUCAUCCCUUGUUUUUAUAAUUUCUGACGGACUCUUACUUUUCGGUGCAGAUUUAUUUUUUGAAUUGUUGAAUGCUUAUAUAUUUAAAAAUGAAACGAAUAGAGUAAUUUUAUACCUUUCCAAACGGGACGACAGUUCUUUAGAAUAUAAUUUUCUCGUACAACAUCAUCGUUCAGUUUGAAUAAUCUGGCAGGCUAGUUUGAACUAUGCAAAUAGUGUCGUAUUAAACAAACCUGUGGGAUGUAUAAACAAUGUUUAUUGACACAACAUUAAAAAGUUUUCGAUUUUUGCAAUUUGUCAAUUUGUAUUCGUUUACUUUGAACAAUUGUUGUACAAAGCAUUGAUACUUCUGCUUUCAGUAUUUAAAAGAUAUUGAUUUACCGUCUUAAUAGGUAUCAAAUAGUAACAAAUUUAUUUUCUAUGUGUUGUAUUUUGAAUAUUAUGGAGUAGCAUAUCUGUACAUACUUUUGGACCUAACUUUAUCAACGUUUUAAGUCUGAAGUACUGACACACUGAGUUCGUAUUCAUCAACGUUUCAUGUCUGAAAUGCUAACGCACUGAGUCCGUAUUCAUCAACGUUUCAUGUCUGAAAUGCUAACGCACUGAGUCCGUAUUCAUCAACGUUUUAAGUCUGAAAUGGAUUUACAGACAAAUUAACAAAAUUUUUUUUUUAUAAAUUUCCUUUCAACAAAUGUAAGGCAGAUUGAAUAUUUAUCUCGUUUUAGUCUAAAAAAUGUUUCAGACUACAUGUAUAAACAUUGAUAAAUACAUUGUCUGACAUUGUCGUACCCAGCUUUUCAGUAACAAGGGUUUUCCUUAAUUUGCUUCUUCUCUUUUUUAAAAUAACGCACUACAAUUCAUAUUAUACAUCAUUUUAAAUAACUUCAAGGGCGGUAACAAUAACUUGUUAAGAAUCAUUCCGUUGUAAAUUUUAAUCGUCUAAGACACCAAAUGGUUUUAACAUUUCAAUUUUGGCUUCAUUUGUGAAUGGAUUGAUAAAAAGCAUCGAUGAUAUCUUACUUAGUAUCAAAGCAAACGUUACAUGAAAAACAUUGUAAAUUGUCAAAAAACAUAGUUUUAUGGGCAAGACUUUUACGUAUGGAAAUAUAAAUUUUAGCUUCAAAAUCAACAUUAUGAAAGUUAUCUCGGGACAGUCCCUAUUUCCAUUCCUAGAUCUGUAUUUUGCAAAAUAUAGCCGAAAGUCACGAAUACUUAUUUUACCAAUAGUGUAAACUUUAAAAAUUCAAAUAAAACACUUUGAUCGGCUAUAUCUUUUAGCAAAGUGUCAAAAUACUGUAGUGUUAUAAAUUCAUUAAACUGUUAAAAUCGGAAUUGAUAUCUUUAUUAUAGACCUAAACAGUUGAUGAAUUUGGGUAUAUCUGUAGCAGUUAAAUUUUAGAAGAUGAAACACACUUUAUCAUUUUCUUUGAAUAUCUGUUCUUUGUUAAAAAGAAGAGAAAAAUCUAUAACGCUUUGUGCAAUUAUUUAAAGUAAGUCAAGUUUCAUUAACUCGAACUCGACGGGACUAGAAAAAAAUUAGUUCGAUUGAUCGGUUGUUCGAGUUAUCAAAAAAAAAAGAUUUAUACAGGGAUUUUUGCGGGACCUGGUGACGAGUUCGAGAGAAGGGUGCUGUAAGAAAUUAUCCCAGUUCGAGUUAGCGAAGUUUGACUGCAUAACAUACUUUUCUCUUCGUUGUCAGUUUGUUACAGAAACUUGCCUUGAAGUCAUGUUUAUUACCAUAUUGAAGCCUUUCUAGGGAUUCAUUCAGACCUUAACUAUGGAGUAUGGAAUAAACUAUAAACACACGAAAAACGAAUUUUAUGCAGAAAUUACAUCUUUUUUAUGAACUGUAACUUUUGUAAAAUAUGCUAUAUAGUUGUGCACUUAUAGAAUAUACUAUAGACCAACAUACACUAUAAUUGUGCUUACACCCUGUAGUCAGUUUUCAUCUUAUGGAGGAAAAAGUGGCACUGUGAAGUUUUUUGUUUUGAAGAAAAGACUGGCUUUACCGAACAUAAAAAUUAUGAAAAGUAGUGAAGGCUUGACUAUUCGCGAGAGAACCAGGCAAAUACCUAUUUCUCACAACCAUGAAGAAAUGAUUUUCGACAUAUCUUGGAGAUUUAUAUGUGUGGAAAGUAAAACUUUGAUAAAAAUUCCAACCACUUCUCGCAUACCAUAUAGGUGCAUAUUGAAUUAUAGAUGCUAAUAUUUUUUGUUUUAAAACGUUUAUAUAACAGGGAGAAAAUUUGAACUCAUUAACAAUAUUAAAGGGUUAAUUGUUUUGUCAGAGAUGAAAAAUGGUAUGUUUUGACAGAAUACGAGCUCUUUGACUUAAACAUUAUUUGGAAGGGCCGAAGUUAUUCCCAUUCGUAUAGAUGACUAAUCUGUAUUUCUUACAAUAUUGUGAAAUCAUGCGUUUUGUUCCAAUAUAAAAUUAUGAAAACAUGGAAACAGACCAAAGUCAUUAAAAAAUGAACUCAAAAUGCCAUCUUCUUUGAACUUAUGGUUGAUAAGAAGAGUUUAAAUGUACAAAACAUUUUGAAAGCUUAUGAGCAAAAUAUAGAAAGAGAGAAAAGAAAGUUAUUAAUAAGAAUUAGAAAGGUUUUGGCCUUGUGUGCCUUACAAUUGUGUUAUGUCUUAUUUUACCGUUAUUAACAAAUAAAUUUUGUUGAUUAUCA